This is a messenger RNA of Cicer arietinum (chickpea), 1661 nucleotides long. RefSeq lists its product as uncharacterized. Gene Ontology annotation, molecular function: double-stranded DNA binding. NCBI's taxonomy places the organism in Eukaryota, Viridiplantae, Streptophyta, Magnoliopsida, Fabales, Fabaceae. The record is from RefSeq and is a predicted model, not a curated record. Gene Ontology annotation, biological process: regulation of DNA-templated transcription.
UCUUUUUUUUUUUUCAUACAAACAUCAUCAAACUUGAUUUUGAAUCUUUGAAUAAAUCUUCCGCAUGAUUUUGACACUCAUCGAAUUCUCCUGGAAAUGGAAAUCUCUGACAUUGAAAUCUUCACGCUUCAAAUCCCUAAAUCGAAUCACAACAAUACCCUUUCCAACCUCAAAAUUCAAUUCAUCUCUUUCAACUCUCUCUUUGAACCACUUCUCCUCAACCACUUCAAAUCUCGUACCCAAUUGCACUUCCUCAUCAUCAGAAACUCCUCACAACGCUUCCAAUGUCGUUCGUUUCGAUUCAUUAAUCGCCAUCUUCAAAAACUACGGUUUCUCUGAUUCUCAGAUAAAUUACAUCGUUAAACAAGCACCUAAUGUGCUUAAAUUAGACCCCCACAAUAGGGUUUUGCCGAAGUUUGAAUUUUUACACUCCAAAGGUGCUUCAAACUCCGAUAUUGUGGAGUUAGUGAGUAGAAGCCCUAGAAUUCUCUAUUCAAGCCUUGAAAAUAGCAUAAUCCCUACUUUUGAAUUGGUAAGAAGCUUCCUUCCAUCUAAUGAGAAAGCUAUUGAACGUAUACUUAAAUGUAGAUUUUUCUUUGGUCAUUAUCAUGUUAUUAGGAAUGUUAAGAUGUUGAUUGAUGAUGGAGUUACUGACUCAAAUAUUAGAUAUUUGUUACUUAAAAGACCCUCUAUACUAUUGUCUUAUGAUAUGAGGGAUGCUUUGGAUGAGGUUAAGGAAAUGGGAUUUGAUGAUCCUUCUAAUGUGAAUUUUUGUAUAGCAUUGUUAGCCAAAAGGGCCAUGUCGAAAUCUCGAUGGGACGCGAAAGUUGUUGUCUUUAAGAAAUGGGGUUGGUCUGAUGAAAUGGUUCUCGAAGCGUUUAGGAAGCGGCCCUUAUGUAUGCUAGUGUCGACGGAUAAAAUUAAUAAGGUUAUGAAGUUUUGGGUGAAGGAGUUGGGUUGGAACUCUUCGGUGCUUGUUAAAAGGCCGGAGAUUUUUUCGUAUAGUUUGGAGAAUAGGAUCGUUCCGAGGGCUUGUGUUGUCUUGUAUUUGAUCUCGAAAGGUUUGAUAGAAAAUAAUGUUGAGUUGUCUACCCCAUUUGGUGUUAAUGAAAAGGUGUUUCUUGAAAAGUAUGUGGAAUGUUUUAAGGAGGAAAGGUGUUAUUUGUUAAAGCUAUACCGAGAAAAAAUGGAUGUUCAAGAAAUCAGGGAGGAUGGUGCAGCAUCUAGAAGCUAUUGAAUGAUUAACUUGUAAGCACAAAUUUUGUGUAAUUCAAUAUGUUUCUUCAUCACAUGUUCAAGUAAUUGUUGUUAACUCUGCCUAAAUUGCAAUUGAUUUAACUGAAUUGUUUCAUUAUGAUGGAUUGGAACUUGGAGCCCUUGUUCAUGGUUGCAUUCUCCAAUUCUCGUUAUAAUUGCGAACUUGUGAUGUAUAUCAACUACUUGAUGCUUUAUAAAUGACUGAAGCGUGAGUACAGAUUAUUUUGAGGAAUUAGAAAUAUAUUAAUGUUUACUUUUCAGUUAUUCCUUGCUGCUUGAAUGUCAAGCAAAGACAAGCUUGGAAUGAUUUAACUGUUGAUUUCGUAAAUGUUUAGCUGGGAAAUGUAAUUGGUGACUGCUGCAGCUGCUUUUUAUCGAAUCAUUUGUUGUUGUAGUUUGUGUUC